Molecule: messenger RNA, 1657 nt
Organism: Danio rerio (zebrafish)
Lineage: Eukaryota; Metazoa; Chordata; Actinopteri; Cypriniformes; Danionidae
Gene: hsf5
Product: heat shock transcription factor family member 5
Biological process (GO): animal gross anatomical part developmental process; regulation of DNA-templated transcription
Molecular function (GO): DNA-binding transcription factor activity; sequence-specific DNA binding
Source: RefSeq, marked provisional
GGUAAAUAUUGCAACUCGAGGGUGUUAAACGAGUGAUGUUUUGAUUUGAACAAGAUGGCCAUGGACUGUGACUAUUCUCUUCUCAAUGUCAACAUAAAUUACCAUAACUUCCCAGCUAAGUUAUGGCGUUUGACAAACAAUCCCCAAAACAGCUCUGUGUUCUGGAGCCCAACCGGAGAGAGCUUAAUAGUGGACCAGCAGCAGUUUGAAGUUGACCUGCUGACUCCAAUUAAGCUUGACAAUAAACCCUUUAAGACCUCCAACUUCACCAGCUUCAUCCGGCAGCUCAACCUCUACGGCUUCAAGAAGAUUUUUGACGGUUCUCCCAGAGACAAACACAGAAACCGGCAUCAUUUCUACAAUCCCAACUUCAGACGAGGCCAACCAGAGCUUCUGGUCCAUCUGAAGAGGCUGACACUCAGUAAAAAGACCAAGACCAAGAUUGGAGAGAAGGAAAGCUGUCGUCCACUGAGCCGAGGACAGCAGAAAACUCAACGCAACCCUGCAGAAGAGAAUAGAGGUUCUGCCCAGCUCUCAGGAGGUGCAGCCCAUCAGCAGCCAGAGUAUGAGCAAAGCCCAAUGACUGGCCACUCCUGGAUCUUUCCCUGCGCUGAUGCCUCCUCCUUCUACUCUAACACAGGCCUCCCGCUGUCUGUUUAUCCAUACAGUAGUAUGCCUGUAGGACCUCAUUCUGGUCCUGCCUUUCUGUUUCCACAGGACAUUCCCCAUCACCUGUCCUAUCCUGCUGGACUUUACUCUCCAGUUUGCCAGUGCUGCACUCAUACGCAAGCGGACCAAGCAGGAGGCAACCAAACAUCUCAUCUGUCAUAUUCACAUUAUGCAUAUUACCCGAAUUAUUCAGUGAGCCACCAACAAAGCAGCUUCCAGCCCACAAACUGGCCAGUGCACCAUGUGUCUGAGCAGAGAGGAGACAUGAACCUGGACAGAGCGUUUCGGAUGGUGGAUGAUUUCCAGGGUCUGUCAAAUGUUCGUAUAGUCCAGGUGGGACCCCCAGUAAAACCCCAGCUCAUCUCCAACCCACCUCUCUACACUAUACCUUCUGCUCCUAAAGCUCAGUCUGUGAGUCUGCAGAGCAUCGAGACUAUGACCUUCAGUCCUCCAAAAGACACUGACACAUAUGAAGACCACAGCCAAAUUAAAGCAGAUCUGGAGUCUUUAGAACAGUUAAAAGAUGGCGGUCUGUCUUUUAAGGUCACAAUUGAGAACGUGAAGGAGGAAAACAUAAGAAAUGAACUUCAGAUCAACACUCACCGCAGCUCAUUUUGGACAGAUUCUGAUUUCUGAUCUGUAUGUCAAAUUUGUUCAGUCAUUCAGAUUUAGUGUUUUACUGUUUUAUGAUUGUAGAGUUCCAUUGAAGAUUGAUCAGCAUAUGUGCAAGACAUCUAAUCAAAAUAUUACAUGUAAACCGCUGCAUGAAAUAUUUAUGAAAGUUUUGUUUAGGUGAUUUGAAGUGCUGUUGUUAAAAUUCAUAUUUUCAAAAUGUGUUUUCUCAGAGGAUUUUAAAUGUAACACUAAAUGCCGUGCUGUUCUUAACAUAGCACAAGAGCGAAAGUCAGAUUUUAGUACCAGUGAGAUGAACUGAUUUGUUUUCAGCCUUUUAGGAUUUGAAUAAAUGCAAAACAAAUGAUAAACCUGA